Molecule: messenger RNA, 655 nt
Organism: Saccostrea cuccullata (small rock oyster)
Lineage: Eukaryota; Metazoa; Mollusca; Bivalvia; Ostreida; Ostreidae
Exons: 3
Coding region: 182-655 (157 amino acids)
Source: RefSeq, a predicted model, not a curated record
AAAUAUAACAUCCUUGUUACCAUGGCAACCAAAUCGAAAAGUUAGACUUUAACAUCAUAUUAAUUAAAGAUAUGCCAACUGUAGUAAAUGGUGUGAAAUUCAGUUAAAUUGGAGACAUGCCAUGUCCACGACCAUAUUUAAAAUUUAGAUUUUUAUAGAGAAUUUAUAUUAAAUAGAAAACAUGGCAUUACACAGACCAGCUUGGCAGGAGAAUGCCUUCUUGUCACAUUCCUGGGGAGCAGAUAAAGCCGUGGAUGGACUGUAUUCAAACCGAGAAUAUACUGGAAACCAAUGUACGAUCUCUGCAGAUAAAAAGGAAACAGCCACGUGGAGAGUAGAUCUACAGGGUGUCGUUAGCAUCAGUUACAUUAAUAUCCUCUACAGAACUGAUAACGUGUCGGGUGCAUACAUCGGGAGAUUUGCUGGGUUUUUCCUCUAUGUUUCCAAUACAACGUUCAAAGAAGAAGGCUAUCUUUGUUUUCAUGAGAUACAGAAAGUGAACAGUACACCAACAGAAGACCACAGAAUCAAUUGUACCGUGAAUGGACGUUAUGUUAUUUUCUACAACGAGAGAAGACCGGAUGUGGCGUAUCCUGCGUACUAUUCACAGUACGCAUUCAAUGAAUUGUGCGAGGUGGAAGUUUACGUGAACUAA